This is a messenger RNA of Helobdella robusta, 3354 nucleotides long. RefSeq lists its product as hypothetical. NCBI's taxonomy places the organism in Eukaryota, Metazoa, Annelida, Clitellata, Rhynchobdellida, Glossiphoniidae. Gene Ontology annotation, cellular component: WASH complex; endosome. Gene Ontology annotation, biological process: regulation of actin nucleation; endosome fission; actin filament polymerization. The transcript is spliced from 27 exons. Bases 1 to 3354 code for a protein of 1117 amino acids. The record is from RefSeq and is a predicted model, not a curated record.
AUGGUGGAUUUUUUAGCUGAAAAUAAUUUAUGUGGUCAAACGAUUUUGAAUCUGGUAUCAUGGGGUAAUGCCAUCAUUGCUGAACUUCUAAGAUUAUCAAAAUUUAUUCCACCUGUCUUCAGACCUGAUGCUUGUUUGAAACCUGAAUUCACAAAAUAUGUGGGAUUGUUGUUCGACUUUAGAUAUUUCAAAAACUCUGAAUACUUUGAAGAAAAUAUCAUCUCAAAACCUGGAUUGGAAGAAUUGGAUGAAGAAUUUAAAGAUAAUCAUUUAGAAAUUCUGACUCGAUUCUACCAAGUGUUUGAAAGCAUUACUAAAUAUAUCAACGAUCUCAACAGGUCGUUUGUUGAAGAUCUCAAUGAAGGAGUGUUCAUCCAGCAGUCACUGGAGUCGGCACUUCAAAAUGAAGAUGGGAAGCAAUUGAUGUGUGAGUCAAUAUAUUUGUAUGGAGUGAUGCUUCUCAUCGUCGAUCAAAACUUCGAAGGCUCGGUCCGCGAGAAGAUGCUCGUCUCUUACUAUAGAUACAGUGCCUCAAAAAUGUCAUCAGAAUCCAACCUUGAUGAUGUUUGCAAAUUGCUUCGGGCAACAGGAUUUUCACUGGCACCAAAUUCAAAGAGACCAACUGAUUACCCGGAAAGUUUUUUCAGUCGAGUGUCUCUCAAUUCAACAUUUGUAUCUAUGGUCUUGAGUCGGUUGCGGUCUGAUGACGUCUACAAUCAGAUUUCUGCAUACCCACUGCCCGACCAUCGAAGCAAUGCGUUGGCAACUCAAGCCUCAAUGUUGUACAUAGUUUUGUUCUUUGCACCGGAUGUUCUGCACCACCAACAUCACAUCAUGAGGGAAGUUGUUGACAAGUUUUUUCCAGAUAACUGGGUGACAAGUGUUUACAUGGGCUUAAUGGUCAAUUUGGUGGAUGCAUGGUCGCCUUAUAAAGCUGCUACAUUGGCGCUCAACGAUACCAUUGAAAGCAAUAAUAUAAAAUCACUGACUGUACGACAUAGUAACAAGGUUUUGGCAAUGUUGUCUACUCUUGAUAACAUUUUGCAAGAGGGUGUCUUAACAAAACAUUAUAUCUUGAAAAAUGUGAACAAGUUGUUGAAUGAUCUGAGGGACUGCAAUGUGGCUCUCAGGUGGCUCAUGCUACACACUGCACCACUGGCCGUCACACAUCCAGAAACAACGAAAAAGUGCCGCCAGUUGAGAGAACAAUUGUUGCAGGACAGCAAAUGUAGCAAGCAUCAAAUAUUUCAAUUGCUUAUUUUCACGGCUGACUUGGAACUUAAAUUUAAAAAGAUGCUCAAAAAAAUGUUGGAUGAUAAGAAACUCAUGUGGGAUAACAAUAAAAAGGAAGCUGCUGAUAGAUUAAUGGAAUUAAGUGAAAUCUUUGAUGGAGCUAAACCUCUGACUAGAGUGGAAAAAAAUGCAAAACUUCAGGACUGGUUUUACAAGAUGAGCAAUCAGAUUAACCAAUUGGAUUAUGACGAUUCAACUGCAGCUGGCAGACGAAUUGUUCAACUUAUACAAGCUCUUGAAGAGGUGCAAGAAUUCCAUCAGCUGGAGAACAUAAUGCAGGUUAAACAGUUCUUGACGGACACACGAUCGUAUAUGCAUCAAAUGAUUAAAAUUAUCAACAUAAAAGAGGAAUCGUUGAUUAAUCUGCAAAUUGUUGCAGAUGUGUCAUAUGCCUGGAAGAUCAUUGAUAGGCAAAUGCAGAGGGGAAUAAUCAAGGACCCUUCUCUUGUUAUCAAACUGAGAGCCACCUUCCUUAAAUUAGCAUCGGCCUUAGAUCUUCCACUGUUACGAAUCAACCAAUCAAACAGUUUGGAUUUAGUGAGCGUUUCAGAAUAUUAUUCAAAGGAGCUAGUUGCCUAUGUUCAACAAGUUUUGCAGAUAAUUCCAGAAACAAUGUUCACAUUGUUAGCUCGCAUCAUAAACUUAUUGACGAGCAGCAUCAAAGAGGUGCCCACAAGGCUUGACAAAGAAAAGAUGAAAGAUUAUGCUCAGCUAAAUGAAAGAUAUGAAGUUGCCAAACUGACGAAUUCAAUUUCGAUAUUUGCAGAAGGUAUGCUGAUGAUGAAGCAAACAUUGGUUGGAGUAAUCAAGAUCGAUCCCAAACGUCUUUUGGAGGAUGGGAUUAGAAAAGAAUUGGUUAUGAGAGUUUCCAGAGCUCUCAACGAAACUUUAGUUUUUAAAGCCAAGGCAAGUCGUUCAAACAAUGAACUCUUCACAAAAUUGGAUGAGUUGGGAUACAUAGUUGAUGGUUAUCAUAGAUCGUUUGAGUACAUCCAAGAUUACGUGGAUGUGUGUGGAUUGAAAAUUUGGCAAGAAGAAAUAUCUCGCAUCAUAACUUUUAACAUAGAGCAAGAAUGUAACAGUUUUCUAAGGAAUAAAGUGCUAGGUUGGCAGAGUGUCCACCAGUCACAGAACAUUCCCAUCCCAAGCUUCCCGUCAAUCGAUUGCUCAAUCACUUUCAUCGGCAGAUUGAUCAGGGAGAUACUUCGAGUCACAGAUUCUAGGUGUUCAGUCUAUUCGAACAUAACUAGUACAUGGUAUGAUAUUAAAACUAAGCAAGAAGUGGUUAAUUUGAAACUCUUUGAAAAAAUUGAGAAAUCUCUUGGGACGUGGGGUCUUGCCGGUCUAGACAGACUCUUGAGUUUCAUGAUUGUCCAAACUUUACAAACCUAUACAUCGUUUUUUUCCCAUAUUAACUUUCAACCCAAAUUUUUCCGCUUUCUUCUGACAAGCCUCCCAACAGUACUACAAUCUUUUCCAUGCAUUCUGCAAUCAGACAAACAGCAUUUGCAUAUUCUACUAUCCUCAACCAUCUUCAUCCCGUCAUCUGCUGUUGCACCUUCGUACUUUAAAAUCGGACAAAUGCAGCUGUUAAAAAGGCUGAUUAACUACCAGCUCUCGUCGUCCUGCAAAUUUGAAUCCAAGUUCUUCUAUUCUGCAUUACAGAACAUGAAUGAUAUUUUACUGUCUAAAAUAGAGCUGCAGUGCACAAAUCCCAACAAUGCCGCUUUCGAAUCAUCCUCUCUUCUCUAUGAAUUGUCCAAUUAUAUGGAAUCGUCUGGUUUAUCUAAUCCUUUGGAUAAGGUUUACAUAAGUGCAGAGAAUUCUCCGAGGGUAUCAUUGUUCAACUUCAUCAUGAUCUCAAGCCUUCUACAAAGACUUAAUUGUAAUUUUGCUAAAAGAAUGUCAGACUGUAUUGAUGGGAUUCCCUUUGUAGUGGGCAUCGUCACAAUUAUGAAGCAGUACCAUCUCAAAUCAAGUCUUGAAUUUGUUAUGAUACUCAGUAAACAUGCUAAGACACUUGUCCAACCACAAAAGUUUGUCUCAUAUUUUCUUCUUUAA